Molecule: messenger RNA, 843 nt
Organism: Amoebophrya sp. A25
Lineage: Eukaryota; Dinophyceae; Syndiniales; Amoebophryaceae
Source: the annotation of a GenBank genome assembly
CCUCGUCGUACUGGCGGCGACGAAGAAGAGAAGACCAGGCUUGCGCUGGUCAACUCUGACGAACAACGCCAUCCGGUUUCAGAGUCUAGCUCAUCACAGAGUAACAAUCUAGCAGUCACCGUCUUCAAAGAAAAGUACGCGGCCCCGAGGCGUGCUAUUGAUAGGCAACCACCUCAGUCAACGUCUACACCUACUACACCAAGAAAACAUCAGCAACAAUCUAGUUCUAGUGGGAGUAGAGAAACAGUCGUCCAGACGCAAGCACUUUCUCGGCCACAAUAUGACGACGGUGCUGCUUACCCAUACAAGGUUCUUCGCGCGCGACCUCUUUGGGCCACUCGUUGUUACGCCGCUCCCAUGCUGUACACAAAGACAGGCGUGAAGCUCUUCGAUGCGAAUGGAGUAGUGGCGAAUCCUUGGUGGGCCAUCAAGCGUUGGACUUCCUAUGACGACUUUGACUGCUCCGACAACUUUUCUUCUAACCGGCUGAGAAAACCAAACAGCGCGUCUAGCCGGCCCUCGCUGUACUAUGAUGGUCGUCUAGCUCCACAAGAGCCUAUCGAUCGCCAUGGCGGCAGCAUAGGAUGCUUCAACAGAUAUCAUCCGCCAGGUAACUAUCCCGACUGGACGCACAUGUGGCACUGGUUGGACAAGCAGAGAAGCAUCGACCGCAUCAGGAACAAUCCUGGCCCUCCUUCGCCACAGCGUAGUAUGAGCCACACCUUGACUCCGCCGUACGGCUCGGUGGCAUUCCAUGCGAAGCAGAUCGCUAAGGCGCAGAAUAAUGCGGAUGGUGGCGUAUCACGCAAGCGUAUGCGAGAUUCAGGUGACAGCGCAGUUGGC